CUCCGCAUCCAGCGUGCAAAGGAACAGCCUGAAAAACGAAAACUGAAAUUCAACAGCACCCGACGUCAACCAGCCACGCGCCCAGCCUUUUCCUUUUGCCCAUGACACAAGACGCCCCAUCGGAGCCCUCGGGCACGGAGAAGCCCACCGACAUGGAAGCGUCGGUAACCCAGCCAGCGACGGGGGCGGAAAGCAGCCAGCCAGCCAAGGGAUUCCGGUUCUGGGCCGUCAUGGUGGCUCUCGCAGCCGGAAAGCUGAUGCUGGCGCUCGAGAUCACCAUCAUAUCCACAGCGAUGCCGACGAUUGCGAGCGCGCUGAACAUGGGUGGCGAGUAUGUGUGGGCGUCCAACGGGGCGGCGCUUGCGAGCGCGGCAAUAUCCCCACCCCUGGGCCAACUGUCGGACCUGUUUGGGCGGCGCAUCCCCACCGGGCUCUCGUUCCUGGUGUUUGUGGGCGGCGGCAUCCUCUCGGGGGCGGCAACCACGCCGGCGCAGCUGAUUGCCGGCCGCGUGGUCAUGGGCCUGGGCUCGGGCGGCAUCAACGUGAUGGCGGCCAUCGUGGUGUCGGACCUGGUGCCCGUGCGCGUCCGCGGCAACUACAUGGCCAUCAUGCUGGCGGCGUACCUGCUGGGCGCGACCGGCGGCCCGCUGCUCGGCGGCGUGCUGGCCCAGGCCGGCCGGUGGCGCUGGGUGUUUUGGCUGCCCGUGCCCUUUGGCGUGGCCAGCCUGGUGCUGCUGGCCCUGUUCCUCCGGGGCAGCGUCCGGGACCCCCACGUCGCCUGGCGCCGCAAGCUCGCCGCCGUCGACUACGCCGGCAACGCCGUCCUGACCGCCGCCACCACCGCCAUGCUCUACGCCAUCACCUACGCCGGCCCCGACCGGCCCUGGUCCGACCCGCGCACCCUCGGGCCCCUGCUCGCCGGCGCCGCGGGCCUGGCCGCCUUUGUGCUGCUGCAGCACCGCCUCGGGCGCGGCGAUGCGGCGGCCGUCCAGCCCGUCAUGCCGCUGCGGCUGGUGGCGCAGCGCGCGGGCGCCACCGUCGCGGUCGGGGCCUUUGUCAGCAGCCUGCUGUCGGGCUGGGUCAACUUUCUGCUGCCCGUGUACUUCCAGGGCGUGCUGGGCUCGACGCCCUCGCGCGCCGGCGUGCAGAUGCUGCCCAUCGUCACGGUGGCCGUGCCCGCCAGCAUCGCCUCGGUGGUCCUGGUCAGCCGCCUCGGCCGCUACAAGCUCCUGCACGUGGCCGGGUUCGCCGGCAUGUGCCUGGCCUGCGGGCUCUUUAGCAUCCUGGGGAGCGCCUCGGGGGACGCCGAGUGGGCCGGCUACGAGGUCGUCUUCUCGCUGGCCCUGGGCAUGGUCAUCAACACCCUGCUGCCGGCGUUCCAGGGCGCCGUGGCCGAGAAGGACCAGGCCCUGGCCACGAGCACCUUUACCUUUGUCCAGAGCCUCGCGGGCAUCUGGGCCGUGACCAUCCCGGCUGCCGUUUUCAAUAAUCGUUUCGAUGCGCUGUCGGGAAACAUCACCAACGAGGCCGUCAGGGCGCAGCUGGGCGGCGGGAGGGCGUAUGGUUCUGCCACGCGCGCCUUUUUGACGCAGCUGGACGAGGCGACCAGGGCAGAGGUGCUUGGUGUUUUCCAAGCCGCCGUGAGCUUUGUUUGGUACAUUGCCGUUGCGGUUGGUGGACUCGGAGUCCUGGUGGCUUGCGCCGAGAGGGAGAUUGUACUGCGUGAAGAGCUAGAGACGGACUUUGCACUCGAGGAAGUUCAGGCAAGCAACGUGGAGGACAAGAGUCCAAGAUAGUAACGGGUUCAUGCACAAAAGUCAAGUCUUGAGUAUACCAUACCAGUCGCACAAGAGCUAAAGACUCUAGAACUAGUUCUAGACAAAAAAGUCCAUCCUACUGCUCGCCAUCCUUCAAGGGAAUCCUCUCACCCUCACCCCUCAAAAGUCCCCAAUUGU
Molecule: messenger RNA, 1955 nt
Organism: Pyricularia oryzae 70-15
Lineage: Eukaryota; Fungi; Ascomycota; Sordariomycetes; Magnaporthales; Pyriculariaceae
Exons: 2
Coding region: 102-1796 (564 amino acids)
Biological process (GO): transmembrane transport
Cellular component (GO): membrane
Molecular function (GO): transmembrane transporter activity
Source: RefSeq, a predicted model, not a curated record